Messenger RNA from Sitophilus oryzae (rice weevil), 1452 nucleotides. RefSeq names its product interaptin-like. The transcript has 7 exons. The record is from RefSeq and is a predicted model, not a curated record. Lineage: Eukaryota; Metazoa; Arthropoda; Insecta; Coleoptera; Curculionidae. The coding region runs from base 91 to 1452 and encodes 453 amino acids.
GAGAAAAGAGUUAGACAAUUAGAAGAAAUUGUGGCUGUGAAAGACUCAACGAUUAAUGCAAUAUCACAGGAAUUAGAUUCUUUUAGAGAAAUGAGCAACCCUACUUACACAUUAAGUAUGUUAUCAGCGACAGAAUACAAGCAGUUGCAAGAAGAAUGUCAAGCUAAGUUACUGGAAUAUAAUAGUGCCAUAAUUUAUAAAAAUGAUCUAAUUCAACAGCUAAGCGAAUCUUUAGAUCAGUCUGUAACAGAAAGGAAAGAACUGCUCAACCAAGUAGAAUCUUUUAAGGAAGAAAUUGCUCAGUUACAGUCAAAACUGCAUGAAACUGCAAUUAUGGUUAAAGAACACCAAUGUGCUGCACCCCGAAGUGAUAAAAUAGAUGAGACAGAUAAUGUUACAGCACCUGUUAAUUUAGAAGAUAGCUCAAGCAAUUGUGAUGAUGAUAUCAUUAUCAAAUUAAAGAAUGAAAUAUCAAAUUUAAAUGAAAAAAUACAACUUGACAAAGAUAACUAUGAAAAAGAAAUCAGCAGAUUAAGAGAAUUGCUAGAAAAUGUUAAAUGUGGAUCAACUGAGUUAACGGAACUAAAAGUCGAGUUAGAAAAUAAACAUACUAAAGAAGUUGAAGAAUUACGCACAUAUUUUGAAAAGAAAUGUGUUGAAUUGGAGAAAAAUUACUCGGAAGAAAUAUUCAGCCAGCAGAGUCGUAAAAUGUCAGAUUCCAGUUCAGAUGUUGAACUGAGCAAUGAUUUUCUGUUAUCGAAACAGCCUGGUCCAGGCGGCGACCACAGCAGGGUUAUAAAAUCAAAAGAGGACAUUGAAAAACUUAAAGAAAACUUAACAGGAUUUUUAAACAAGUUGUCGAAACAUUCAUUGGAAGAAUUGAGUGAUAAGGAUGUGUCAAAAAUCGAACUGGAAGUGAAAAACGAACUGAAUUUAUUAUUGAGAAUAGGUGAAAAGUUGGAGAUUAAAGCAAUUGAAAACAAAUAUUUAGAGGAAAUAUCUAAUUUGAAAUUUCAGUUGGAAGAAAGUAGAAAGGAUCAUGGUAAUAUGAGUAUUGGCUCGGUUAUUCAAGAAGUGGGAAGUUCUGGAGAUUUCGAAAUCAAUGAAGUAAUUGAAAGUUAUGAGAGAAGGUUACAAGAACAAGUCAAUCUAGCUAAGAUUGAUCUUGUUAACGAGUUAGUAGAGCAGAUUCAGAGGUUAGUUUCAAAUGCAGCGGAUGAAGAAGAGUGGCCAUCGGAGUUGCUACAACUACGCGACAGGUUUGUCGAAAAGUACGAGUUGGAAAUAAGGAUUUUGAAAGAGGAACACCAAAAAGAAAUUGCCAGUCUCAAAGAAGAGCAUUUGAAAUUACUGAAUGGGGCUAUUGAAAGGGCUCGUAGAAGAAGUCUGAAGGAUGAGGACACUAUUAGCAAAAGUGAUACCGCGCUACUAAAAGAAAGGUAUUUUUGGUAA